Colletotrichum godetiae is the source of this 1668-nucleotide messenger RNA. RefSeq lists its product as uncharacterized. The record is from RefSeq and is a predicted model, not a curated record. Lineage: Eukaryota; Fungi; Ascomycota; Sordariomycetes; Glomerellales; Glomerellaceae. The transcript is spliced from 2 exons. Bases 1 to 1668 code for a protein of 555 amino acids.
AUGCAACUUCCGCCGCACCCCCUGUACUCCCUAGAAUUCACGCCGCGCUUCGAUGCGGACGGCGCAAGCAGCCUGUCGGUGCUCCUCCGCCUGCAGUUACUGGCUGUCAAAGCCCAGGAGCCCGUAUUUGUCUUCGAUACCUUCUACGGCAACGUCCCCGGGCAUCCGUUCAAAGAAGAAGACAUCAACGUGACAGAUGAUGCCGGCCCCCUGGAGCUCCGAUUCCGCGACCUUCCCGCCGAGGGCCGGGACAAGAAACAGCACUGGUCCUUUACCAGGGAACCCCGCGGCGACAUCCUCCUCCGCUUCGACGUAUUCCCACGCAAAGUAGAUGUCAAGACUGCGCUCGGCGCCCGCAUCGACCUUCGUCGCGACCAGGGCGGCCUGCACGGCGCCGGCCGAUGGUUUCUGCCCCAGCUUAUCAAUGAUCAGCUUUUUACCGUUCUAGUAAGGUGGAACCUUCCGGCCGACGCGCCGGCGUCCACGCGAUGCGUGUGGAGCUACGGCGAAGGCGCCAAGCCGAUGGUCCGCGUCGAUCGCUCCGAAGUCGUUCGGAACACCAUGUUCAUGGUCGGCCCCGUGCAGAGCUCUUCUGGGUCGUCGUCGUCGUCUGCAUGUUACUGGUUCGGUGACCUUCCGCCUAAUCUGGACCGGUUGAAGGGCUAUAACAGUGCCUUGUUUCCGAAGAUGGCGGAGUUCUUUGGGUCAUCGGGUGGGACGUAUCGCAUGUUUAUGCGGAAAUCCAUCGUCGGCUUUGGUGGGACCGGAUUUGAUGCAAGUUACAUGUUGGAGUACGAUGACAGGAGUAGCGAUGUGCCGGAUGAUCGUCUCAUCCUAUUGUUCACGCAUGAAAUGGUGCACAGCUUUGCCGCGAUUGAUCCAGGUGAGGCGAAUGAGAAUGACUGGUUUGAAGAAGGACUUGCCGAGUUAUAUUCUUCCUACCUCCCCUACCGCUUUGGCUUCCGCGGGAAGGACUUCUUGAUCAACUCCAUCAACGAUCAUCUGCAAGGCUACUUUACCAGCCCUCGAAUCCACAUGGACAUACGCGAUGCGGCCGCAGCCAUGUUCAACGAUUGGUAUGCAGAAUGGAUUUCCUACAAGCGCGGCUUCACGUACCUCCUUUUCAUAGAUCUUUACCUGCGACGACACACUCGCUCGUACGACUUCACCACAGCAGGGCCCCUUGACUAUAUCAUUCUCGACUUAUGCAAGAGGCACAAGCAAGGAGAGGCUGUGGGCGCCCGUGACUGGCUUACGGCCGUGAAGACAGCUCUUGCGGGCGACGACUUCUCAGUCGAACAGCAUUACCAAGACAUGCUUCGAGGGCGGACGGUCAUGAAAUUUGACGGGCUUUUCUUGGGCGAGCCAUCCAACAGGUUGAAGACAGCGCAGCUUCCUAUCAUGGAAUUUGGGUUUGAUAGACGCAGCACGAGCUCUCGUGUUGUGACCGGGCUGAUUCCGGGAUCGACUGCGGAUAAAGCGGGGUUGUGGGAAGGAGCUCAGAUCGUGAGCAUGUCUCGAGCCAGUGACUGUAUCGAUGAUAUCCAAGAGACUUACAAGGUGGUUGUUCAAGAGGGUAAGGGCACUCUUCUAAUAGAGUAUGUGCCUCGAGCGAAGAAGACUGCUCUGGCCUGGCAAUUGGAGGAAAGCGAUUGCGGUGUUUGGUGA